Messenger RNA from Zingiber officinale, 1970 nucleotides. RefSeq names its product probable sodium/metabolite cotransporter BASS5, chloroplastic. The record is from RefSeq and is a predicted model, not a curated record. The coding region runs from base 238 to 1491 and encodes 417 amino acids. Lineage: Eukaryota; Viridiplantae; Streptophyta; Magnoliopsida; Zingiberales; Zingiberaceae. Gene Ontology annotation, cellular component: membrane. The transcript is spliced from 8 exons.
CGUAGACCGAGUUCACCAGUCUUCUCAGUCGGAACGUAUCGAAUGCUUUCCCGAAUUGUAGAUUUCAACUCAUCCAUCGACUCAUCGGCAUUCUUCCCUGGAUCCGCUUCCAACGGCGGUUAUCGAUCUCCUAGCCGCUCGCUGCCAUGGCCUCGGCUUCCAGAUCCGGUUAAUUGAAGUCAAGAUCAAGGACCACUUUCCUUUCCCCCAAGUCGUUGUUGCAUAAACCGUAUUGAGAUGAAUCCCGCAGCGCUCGGCUUGAAGACCCCUGUGCGUCUCCAAGCUGUUUAUGCUCGCCACCGACCUCUGCUUCAUCCGUCGAUUAUAGGAUUUGGUUCUGUCUCAUGCCGUUCGUGGUCUUUUAAUUUUAAACGCGCGAAAGCCGAUCGUACUUUGUUGGAAAGACUCAUUUUGGUUAAGGCGGCUGAUUCUUUUGAGUCCGAACCAAUAACUGAAGAUAGAUUCGUGCUGUCACAGGCAGUUCAAAGAAAUGAAACUAGCAUAUUGGAGAUCCUCAAGGGAGCAAAUUCCAUUAUCCCUCACAUCGUACUCGGAAGUACAGUGUUGGCGCUUAUUUAUCCACCAUCUUUCACAUGGUUUACAAACAGGUACUAUGCACCUGCACUUGGUUUUCUGAUGUUUGCAGUUGGGGUGAAUUCCAGUCCCAAAGAUUUUGUGGAAGCAUUUAAGAAACCAGAUGCAAUAGCAGCUGGAUAUGUCGGGCAAUUCAUCAUUAAGCCUCUUCUUGGAUACUUAUUUGGCAUCAUUGCAGUUUCUAUUUUCAAUCUCCCUAAUCCUUUAGGUGCCGGAAUUAUGUUGGUGUCAUGUGUUAGUGGUGCACAACUUUCAAACUACGCAACUUUCCUGACAGAUCCACCAAUGGCCCCAUUAAGCAUUGUCAUGACAUCAUUAUCAACAGCCACAGCAGUCCUUGUUACACCAACUUUAUCUUUAUUGCUUAUUGGCCAGAAGUUGCCUGUGGAUGUUAAAGGAAUGAUGUCCAGCAUCAUGCAGAUUGUAGUUGCGCCUAUUGCUGCUGGUCUUCUUUUAAACAGGUUUCUUCCGAGGAUCUGUGCUGCAAUACAGCCAUUUCUUCCUCCAUUGUCGGUGUUGGUGACUGCUCUCUGUGUUGGCUCACCGUUGGCAAUAAACAUGAAGGCUAUUAUUUCCCCUUUUGGAGUAUCUUUGGUGCUGCUCUUGUUUGCAUUCCAUGCAUCAGCAUUUAUUGCUGGUUAUGGUUUAGCUGGUAUGUUAUUCCAUAGGUCAGGAGAUGUAAAAUCACUUCAAAGAACCAUAUCUUUUGAGACAGGGAUGCAAAGUAGUCUUCUUGCCCUUGCACUCGCGAAUAAGUUCUUCAAAGACCCUCUUGUGGGCGUGCCUCCAGCCAUCUCUGUUGUCUUGAUGUCGUUGAUGGGUUUUGCGCUUGUAAUGAUAUGGUCCAAGAGAAAGCAGCAACAUUCGAAUCCUGAUAGUGCACUUGAUGUAGAAUAAAACAUGAAGACCCUGUGCAUAUCUUGUUGGAGGCUGUCUCUAAGAUUAUGAAACUGGAAAAAAGCAACCCAGAGAUUUGGAUGCAAUCAAUCUCUGGGCUCGUAAUCAUUUUAUACACUUGGAUUGAAAUUGGUUUACUCAGUCACCUCAAGCUUGUGUUCUUCGCCACCUACUGUUUCUAAAUUUUCGACAUGUUCCAUCUUAAGCUACUGGAGUGAGCAUUGCAGCAAGACCCAAAUAAGUGCUGUUAGAUUUCUUUGCAAGACCCAAACAAGUGUAGAUAUACACUAGUGUACAAUUGUUGAAAAUGUUGAAUUUGUUCCAGCUGUUGAUGAAAUUGAGAGAGGUAUUUUAGCGAUAGCAAGGAAAUCUGUGUUAGUGUUGCAACCAUGGGUGUUGUGCAACUAUUACAUUACCUUUUCUUCUUUUAGAAAUAAGGCUGUCUAAUAAGAGAGCUAGUGACUCUUGUAUGAUACUAA